Penicillium verhagenii is the source of this 2103-nucleotide messenger RNA. RefSeq names its product putative HMG box transcriptional regulator. The transcript has 3 exons. NCBI's taxonomy places the organism in Eukaryota, Fungi, Ascomycota, Eurotiomycetes, Eurotiales, Aspergillaceae. The record is from RefSeq and is a predicted model, not a curated record. Gene Ontology annotation, biological process: anatomical structure morphogenesis; cell differentiation; negative regulation of transcription by RNA polymerase II. Gene Ontology annotation, molecular function: RNA polymerase II cis-regulatory region sequence-specific DNA binding; DNA-binding transcription factor activity, RNA polymerase II-specific. The coding region runs from base 1 to 2103 and encodes 700 amino acids.
AUGUCUUGGGACCGAGUGCUCCCCGCUCCGGCUGGUCUGCAACAUGAAAAUACUCAAGUCAGACCCAGCGACCUCCUUGACCACAAGAUCAUGAAUGACCGCGAUCUCCCCAUGUCCCAUGGAUCUUUGGUAUACCGUCCAGAUUCCUUCAAGUAUGCCGAUCUGCGAUCAACCGAUGUGGCUCAUGCCCACCAGCAGAUGACGGUGUUGAAUCAAGGCAAAAUCCCGAAUUCAAGAUCUGAUCAAAAUGACAUGAUGGCUCCCAUGGCAAAUACACAUAAUAUGAGCUCCAUGAGGAGACCCUCUGGCCCUAUGGUCUCCACUAAGGAACUUUCCCGAUCGUCUUCCUCUUCGGGUAGUGCAAGCCCUGUGAGAUCCGCCAAGGAAAGAGAUACAUUUUGUCUUUGCCAGCCGGAUCCAAAGAUUCCCCGGCCUCGUAAUGCGUUCAUUCUGUAUCGACAGCACUACCAGGCAACGGUUGUGGCACAUAAUCCGGGCAUGGCAAAUCCAAACAUCUCCAAAAUCAUCGGAGAGCAGUGGAGGCAUCUAUCUGAAGAUGAAAAGUCAAAGUGGAGGACUUUGGCAGAAGAAGAAAAAAUCCGUCAUAACCAGCAGUACCCCGGCUACCGCUAUCAGCCUCGACGAAGCGGUCGGGAUGGUGGUGCUCGGGGCUCUGGCUCGGGUAUCAGUAACAACCCAUCUGGUGGUACCCACUGUACUCGUUGUGGUGGUCGAUUUAUGCAUCCACCCUCUCCAAUGACCCCAUUCACACCUACAACCGUUACUCAAGAGUAUCGAGAGUACCGGCCAUCAGGUCUCUCGACACCCAUUACACACAAAUCAAUCAUGACAGCUAGCAGUUCUCACAGUCGAGAGCGAGACGAGCCUAAGUUGGUCAAAAUUGACUCACUAGGCUCCCGCUCCCGAUCUCGGCAGGCAGAGGAGGUCGGCGGAAGGUCGCCAGACAACAAACGUCGCCGUGUCUCUCACACACCCCUCAAACCUAUGAGCACUAUGGGUCCCCACCGAGACAGAAGUCCCGAUGGUCCAUACUCGGCAGCACCAUACAGCGCUCGCCCAGACAUGCAACCCCGAAACAUGCUUCCAAUGAUUCAACGUCAAUUCAACAAUAUGCAAGGCCAGUCACAUAUAGACCAAAGCCUAAAGCUACCGCCGCUACAGACCGGCACACCCGUCAUGACCCCCAUCACACCAAAUUUCUCCACCGAACCCAGCGUGGAAGCUACAGUCAUGACCAUCCCAUUCCUCAACAAGAUCAAGGUCCUUGCCAAAAUCUCUCCGCCCUUAGUACCUUCAUUCCGAGAAUCCACCCCCCAAAUUCGAGGCCCCGUCAUCGCCGUCGACGGUCACGACCCAGAACUGGUCCAAGUCGCCGUGCAAUAUCUUCAGCGUCUCCUAAGGAAGGAACCCAAAUACCACGUCCGUGUCUUCGACGGACCCGACAUCAAACCACAACGAGACUCCAUCUCCAGCUCGGAAGGCGGUCCAAUGGGCGACGCAACAGUCGACUACCUCGACACCAUCUCAGCCUGGCACCGCAUCUCCGACGAAGUCGUCAGCUUCGUCAAAUCGAUCUCAACAGCCAUGUCCGUCGACUCCCGCUCCAGCCCGGAAGAGGAAUCCAACAAACUGAACCUCUCGCCCAAAUCCCUUAUCCCAAAGACUGCCGGUUUGCAGAUCCACUCCCCUGCACAAUCCAGCGAGAAUGGCUCUGACACUAGCGUCUCGCCGAGCACCCUCGGUAGCCCGUGUACUAUGCCUAUUGCGCUUGUUCCCCGGUACCAGAUUUCCACUGCGGAUGCAUUCGCUUGUUCCAUUCCUAUUCAUGAUUCGUAUGCUCCAUUAGAUCACUGGCAGUGGAUGGCGUCGCUUUGGCGCGCGUGCGUUGGUCCGGAUAUCACCGUGUAUAUUCGGGAGUGUAGCCGCGAGGAGCUGGAGCGUGCGGGCGGAAAUGCUGUCGAGGUACGAUUGCAUGAUGCGAGGACCAUCAUACUCAGGAAGGUUGUUGGAUCAUCGCGGGAGCUGGAGGAGAAAGCAUUGAAGCGGGUUGGGUUUGAGAUUGAGGAUUUCUUGACGCAGUGA